Molecule: messenger RNA, 2543 nt
Organism: Gadus macrocephalus (Pacific cod)
Lineage: Eukaryota; Metazoa; Chordata; Actinopteri; Gadiformes; Gadidae
Gene: sptlc3
Product: serine palmitoyltransferase, long chain base subunit 3
Exons: 12
Coding region: 350-2014 (554 amino acids)
Biological process (GO): ceramide biosynthetic process; sphingosine biosynthetic process
Cellular component (GO): serine palmitoyltransferase complex
Molecular function (GO): pyridoxal phosphate binding; serine C-palmitoyltransferase activity
Source: RefSeq, a predicted model, not a curated record
CUACGUUUUGAUCCUUCUUGUCUUGACAACAAGGGCUUCCUGCUGCCUGUUAACUUGACAGCGCAAGGCAGGCAAAGUGUAAAGCACCUGACACGAUUAGAAAACGCCAGCAGACAGAUUCUUAUUUCGAUUGCCCAUCAUAUCAUCUCGACGUAAGGAUACACAGUCGUAUAGGAUAUCAAACGCGGAACACAGGUUAGGAUCACUGGGAGGGAGCUCCACCUCUGCAGGAGAGGGACCGAAGGAGGAAGUCACCUUGUCAUUGUGCAAGCAAACCGGUUUGGGUGUCUGCAGCAGCACAACACACGGGAGGAGCCCGCCGGAUCCGCACUGUUGCGUCGGUGGAGACAUGGUCAGAACUUCCACCAUGGUGCUGAACGGAAACCUCACGGUGCAGAUGAACCAGACUAUUCUGCAGAACGGAAAGCAGAGGAAAAACGGGCUUGUCAACGGCGAAAAACGGACAAACUUCCCCGCGGCAAAGGGGGUGUCGUGCCGGCAGUACAGCCCCGAGUCCUUCGAGCAGGCCCCCAUGUACGUGGCCGUCCUGACGUACCUGGGCUUUGGCAUCGUCACUCUGUUCGGCUACUUCAGAGACUUCCUCCGAGCCGUGGGCUUAGAGAAGUGCCAUCUCGCCCAGGAGAGGGAGGAACAGAAGGAGUUUGUGCCGAUGUAUCAGGACUUUGAGAACUUCUACACGCGGAACCUGUACAUGAGGGUCAGAGACAACUGGAACCGGCCCAUAUGCAGUCUGCCAGGGCCUGCCUUCGAUCUGAUGGAGAGGGUGUCUGACGAUUACAACUGGACUUUCAGGCUUACAGGGAAGACGAUAGAGAACGUGAUCAACAUGGGCUCCUACAAUUACCUCGGCUUCGCGGAGAACAACGAGGACUUCCUCAAGACGGUGGCGGACAAGACUCUCCAGUAUGGGGUGGGCGUCUGCAGCUCGCGGCAGGAAGUGGGGAACCUCAGCAGCCACGAAGAGCUGGAGCGCCUGGUGGCCGACUUCCUGGGCGUUGAGUCUGCCAUGACCUUCGGCAUGGGCUUCGCCACCAACUCCAUGAACAUCCCGGCGCUCGUUAGCAAGGGCUGUUUGAUACUCAGCGACGAGCUGAACCACACCUCCCUCAUCCUGGGGGCCCGUCUGUCGGGAGCCACCAUCCGGGUGUUCAAGCACAACAACAUGCACAGUCUAGAGAAGAUGCUGAGGGAUGCGGUGUGCUCGGGACAGCCUCGGACCCAUCGGCCCUGGAGGAAGAUCCUCAUCAUGGUGGAGGGCAUCUACAGUAUGGAGGGCUCGGUGGCGCGGCUCCCAGAGAUCGUGGCCCUGAAGAAGAAGUACAAGGCGUACCUGUACCUGGACGAGGCCCACAGCAUCGGGGCGGUGGGGCCCACGGGGCGCGGCGUGACGGAGCUGUUCCGGCUCAACCCCGCCGACGUGGACGUCAUGAUGGGCACCUUCACCAAGAGCUUCGGGGCGGCCGGGGGCUACAUCGCCGGGAACAAGGAGCUGGUGAACUACCUUCGGAGCCACUCCCACAGCGCUGUCUACGCCACGGCCAUGUGCCCCCCCGUGGUGGAGCAGAUCGUCCGGGCCAUGAAGUGCAUCAUGGGAGUAGACGGGAACACAGUGGGCAUACAGCGGAUCCGGCAGCUGGCGGAGAACACGCGCUACUUCAGGUCUCGGCUGAAGGAGAUGGGCUUCAUCAUCUACGGGAACGACAGCUCGCCCGUGGUCCCCAUCCUGCUCUACAUGCCCGGCAAAGUAGUGGCGUUCUCCAGGGCCAUGUUGGCGAGGAAGAUCGGCGUGGUGGUGGUGGGCUUCCCGGCCACGCCGAUCACCGAGGCCCGGGCGCGCUUCUGUUUGUCCGCGGCACACACAAAGGCCAUGCUGGAUGAGGUCCUGCACCACCUGAACGAGGUCGGCGAUGACCUGUGUUUGAAGUUCUCCCGGCGGAAGAUCUCCCCGCGGCCCGUGCUCUUCAACGAGACAGACUUUGAGCUGGACAGUUGAUGUCGGUGGCAGGGCCGGACACGCGGCUCCUCCUUCACACACACACACACACACGGUCGGGGCCUCUGAGGGCCCCCGACGCAGACAGGGGGGGCCCCACAAUCUGGCAAUACAGUGUAUUACUUCUGUACGCCAUGCCACGAUAGAGGCGUAAUAUACGGCAGCUGCUUUAUAUGCCUCUUGAGAUGUAUAUGUAUAUAUUUUUGUUCACCCCAAAAAAAUUGUCUUUAAAAGAUAUUUUUUGACAUCAGACAAAAUGAAAAUAUUUUUGCAUUUGUCUUUGAAUAGAAGGUGAGAAUGUUGCGAGGCAGAGGAAAAAUCUCUUGGGGUGGGUUGUGUCCGUUGGACAAAUUCAUCUCGAUUUAAAUAUGUACCUUUCUAAUAUGUGUCAUGGGUUGGAGUCUGUAAACUUUUAAUUUUUUAUUUUUGUAAAGCGACGAUGAUUACAAGAGAAGGUUCACGUUUGUAGCAUACACCAAUGUUUGAAACAUCUCGGCAAACAACGCAAUAAAUGAACCAUUGUAUACUA